AAGCGGCUCGCCAAGCUUUUAGCCUUUCCUCUCUCCUUUUCUCUCCCCCUCUUUGUUUCCCAUUCUCCGCUAGGGUUUAAUUAGGGUUUCUGCGUCUCUGCUUCACGGCCAUGGAUAGGUACCAGAAAGUCGAGAGACGGAAGCCGGAGGCAGCCAUUAACGAGAAUGAGAUCAGAAUCACUUCUGCUGGCCCUAUUCGAAAUUACAUCAGCUAUGCUACCUCUCUGCUUCAGGACAAACAUGUGAAGGAGAUUGUCCUGAAAGCAAUGGGACAGGCAAUCAGCAAGACAGUAGCCAUUGCAGAGAUCAUAAAGAAAAGGAUGCCCCGGUUACAUCAAGAUACUGCCAUCAGUUCAGUCAGCAUAACUGAUGUAUGGGAACCCAUUGAGGAAGGACUUGAAAAUGUGGAGAUGACUCGCCAGGUCUCAAUGAUUUCAAUCACCUUUUCGUUCAGAGAGCUAAACCAAAAUUCUCCUGGGUACCAAGCUCCAAAUUAUGUUGAAAAGCCACAGAAUCGCUAUCAACAGCAGCAACCACCCAAACAAGCUCGUAUUCCAUACAAUGCUGGUAAUCAAGAUUCAUAUGGCCAAGACUCAUAUGGUCGAGGAAGAAGCCGUGGUAGAGGGAGAGGGCGGGGUUGGGCCAGGGCUGGAUAUGGAAACUAUCAAGAUAAUGCCAGGGGUGGAUAUGGAAACAAUCAAGAUAACCCCAGGGGUGGAUAUGGAAACUAUCAAGAUAACGCUAGGGGUGGAUAUGGAAACUAUCAAGAUAAUGGAGGUUAUUCAAACUGGGGUCGAGGUGGGGGCAGAGGAAGAGGUUGGAGCAAUCGUGGUGGAUAUGAAAGGGGUAGAGGUGGAGGAGGCAGAGGCUAUGGCCGUAGCCGUGGAAGGAUGGGUGGCCGGUCAAGGGGUGGUGGCUACUGAAGCAUAAUCAAGGAUAUGGUGUUGCUUCCUCCUUUUUUCCCUUUAGCUAAAUGCUUGCCUUGGUCAGUUGGGAAAAUUAUCAGAAUAUCUUUUUUAGUAGAAUGAAAAUAUGGGUUAUGGUCUCUCCAGCACUAUCAAGCAGUGGAUUUGUGUUUGUUUCUCGAUGAUGUGGAUGUGGCAAGGUUGUUUAUUUUUGGUAUCUCUAGCGUUUAGUCAAGGCAAGUAGACGGGUCAAGAUGAUGCUGUAAUUCAUUGAUACAGUCAUGGUUGUCAACACCUUAUCAUAUGUCUAUAUAUAUAUAUAUAUAUAUAU
Messenger RNA from Rubroshorea leprosula, 1236 nucleotides. The record is from the annotation of a GenBank genome assembly. Lineage: Eukaryota; Viridiplantae; Streptophyta; Magnoliopsida; Malvales; Dipterocarpaceae.